CGCUAGCGUACGUAUAUGUAUGUAGCGUCGACGUUGGGCGCUUUGAUAUCUAUGCCCAAGCGUUCUUUCGUCAGCCUACCCUUUUUUCCAAAAAGCAAUCUUGAAAUGCUCUGUCGCAAAAUUUAGCCAACAAACAACGACCAAGAGCGAUAUGAACGAAGCGCUUUGCUCGAUUCUUUGCGGGGAAGAUAGAUGGCAGUUCGGAUCGUGGUUUCACAGAAGUAUCAAAUUCAACAAGGACGGUACUGGCGAAUUAUGGUGCUGUAUAGAAUCCUGCUGGUUCAUCGCUGUGGAGCUUGAAUGGAAGGUUCUCUCACCACCCCAACCAAAACAAAUCGUUAACAACAUACGUGUCACACGAACCGACCCUCAGCUUCUAGGCCAUCUCAACCUCGAGAUUACUCUCACCAAAAGGCUGGCACCAGGGGUGAAUACGUCGAUCAUGCGAGAAGGCAACAUGCUGAACGAACGUAUUCUCUCCGAUGAAGCCCUUCGAACAAAGUACUUCACGGUCAGAAUGGAGAAGGGGAACUUCAGGGAACCGUGCUGGAGCUUGAUGGGAAGUACGGAAUCAUCUACACGUUAUGCUCUUCGAUUGUUGUUUGAUAAAUCGCCGUAUCCACCACGAGAGGAGUGGAAGGAGCCGGAGGGGGCUCCAGACUCUAACAUGUUUUGGGAUAACAUAGAAUUUGUCGGGAGAAAUUCGCCAGAGCUAUACCAAAAAGGAAUAGCCAUGAACGAUCUCAAUACAGCCGAUUGGAGUAGCUGUGUAAUAUCUUAGUUAGGGAUCACUAGAAAAUGGAUAAGUCAGACAGU
Mollisia scopiformis is the source of this 816-nucleotide messenger RNA. RefSeq lists its product as uncharacterized. Bases 152 to 781 code for a protein of 209 amino acids. The record is from RefSeq and is a predicted model, not a curated record. The transcript is spliced from 2 exons. Lineage: Eukaryota; Fungi; Ascomycota; Leotiomycetes; Helotiales; Mollisiaceae.